Messenger RNA from Mus caroli (Ryukyu mouse), 535 nucleotides. The record is from RefSeq and is a predicted model, not a curated record. NCBI's taxonomy places the organism in Eukaryota, Metazoa, Chordata, Mammalia, Rodentia, Muridae.
CCUCUCUCCUCGUUUGUCCGCCUAGAAGAAAAGCCCGCCCCCUGGCCCAUAAGGCCACGGGGCCGGAAGUCUCCCUCUCUCUUCCUGUUCUCCACCAUGGCGCAAGAUCAAGGGGAAAAGGAGAACCCCAUGCGGGAACUGCGCAUCCGCAAGCUCUGCCUCAAUAUCUGCGUCGGGGAGAGCGGAGACAGACUGACCCGGGCAGCCAAGGUGUUGGAGCAGCUCACAGGCCAGACCCCGGUGUUCUCCAAAGCUAGAUACACUGUCAGGUCCUUUGGCAUCCGGAGAAAUGAGAAGAUUGCUGUUCACUGCACAGUCCGCGGAGCCAAGGCAGAGGAAAUUCUGGAGAAAGGCCUGAAGGGUAGGCCAGGGUUCAGCAUCGCAGACAAGAAGCGCAGAACAGGCUGCAUUGGGGCCAAACACAGAAUCAGCAAGGAGGAGGCCAUGCGCUGGUUCCAGCAGAAGUAUGAUGGGAUCAUCCUUCCUGGAAAAUAAACUUUAUCCAAAAAGCCAAUAAAAUUUUCUCAGAAACGCA